AUUACUCUGAAGGAUGCUUUGCAAGGCCUUGAGAACAGGCGGGUCAAAUUGAUUAGACCGUUGAUACCCCCGCAGAUUCUGCAGGAAGACCUCCCAUUGACGCUCUCCGCCGCGGAGACCGUACUCGAGGGACGCAGAGCGACUGAAGCUGUCCUGAGAGGCGAUGAUGAUCGGCUGAUGGUUGUAGUAGGGCCUUGCUCGGUGAACAAUGUCGACGCUGCUAUCGAAUAUGCCCACAAGCUGCGUGCCUAUGCGGAGAAAGCGAAGGAAGACUUGCAUAUUGUCAUGCGUGUCUACUUUGAGAAGCCCCGCACGACCGUCGGGUGGAAGGGUCUUAUCAACGACCCCGACAUGAACGGAUCCUUCCGCAUCAACAAGGGUCUCCGUCUUGCCCGUUCGCUGCUCCUCGAUAUCGCGAAACUCGGCCUUCCCGCCGGUUGCGAAUUCCUGGAUACCAUUAGCCCGCAGUACACCGCAGAUCUGGUCAGCUGGGGUGCGAUCGGGGCGCGCACAACUGAGAGUCAGGUGCACCGGGAAUUGACGAGCGCGCUGAGUAUGCCCACGGGCUUCAAGAAUUCGACGGAUGGCUCGGUGGGGAUUGCCGUCGACGCUUGCCGGGCUGCUCGGAGCGGACACGUCUUCCUGAGUGUGGGCAAGGAGGGCCUGAGCAGUAUUGUCGAGACCGAGGGUAACCCGGACGUUCAUGUCAUCCUCCGAGGUGGAUCCAAGGGGCCGAACUACGCUGCGGAAUACGUUCGCGAUUGCGGCGAGAAGCUGGCGAAAGCUGGUUUGCCUCAGAAAAUCAUGGCAAGUAGGGUUGACUGUAGUCACGGCAACAGCCAGAAACAACAUCGGAAGCAGGCUGACGCCGCUGAGGACAUCGCCCGCCAAGUAGAGUCUGGUGGCGACACGGCCAACAUGAUCAUGGGGGUCAUGCUCGAAUCCAACCUUGUGGAAGGCCGGCAAGACAUUCCUCCUUCGGGCCCUGCCGGUCUCACGUACGGCCAGUCGGUGACGGAUGCAUGUCUGUCCUGGGAGCAGACGGUCCCAAUCUUGGACCGACUGCGGGAGGCAGUAAAGGGUCGUCGAAACGCUGUUUACAGGAAAUCCAGGGGCUUGCCAACUGAGGCCAACGGGCAUGCCAAUGGAGCGAACGGCAAAGAGGCAUAA
Messenger RNA from Gloeophyllum trabeum ATCC 11539, 1170 nucleotides. Its product is annotated as 3-deoxy-7-phosphoheptulonate synthase. Gene Ontology annotation, biological process: aromatic amino acid biosynthetic process. NCBI's taxonomy places the organism in Eukaryota, Fungi, Basidiomycota, Agaricomycetes, Gloeophyllales, Gloeophyllaceae. Gene Ontology annotation, molecular function: 3-deoxy-7-phosphoheptulonate synthase activity. The record is from RefSeq and is a predicted model, not a curated record. The transcript is spliced from 6 exons. Gene Ontology annotation, cellular component: cytoplasm. The annotation marks the transcript as partial.